Egretta garzetta (little egret) is the source of this 1972-nucleotide messenger RNA. Its product is annotated as cytochrome c oxidase assembly protein COX11, mitochondrial. The record is from RefSeq and is a predicted model, not a curated record. Gene Ontology annotation, molecular function: copper ion binding. The transcript is spliced from 4 exons. Lineage: Eukaryota; Metazoa; Chordata; Aves; Pelecaniformes; Ardeidae. Gene Ontology annotation, cellular component: mitochondrial inner membrane. The coding region runs from base 1 to 582 and encodes 193 amino acids.
AUGAAGCAGCAUCAGGAGCUGCCAAAGUCAUCCCGUGAUUCACAGUACCGGAGCCAGCACAAGAGCAGAGCAGUGCUCUCAAACAAUGAAUUCAAGCCACGGCAAAGUUUGCUUCAGGCCACGGGGCUGGGCGGAACGACGGGCGCGGGCCACAGCUCGGAUCAGAUCGAGAGCAUGGAGCCGGUGAGGGAGCGGGUCAUCAGGGUCACGUUCAACGCGGACGUGCAUUCCAGCAUCCAGUGGAACUUCAAACCCCAGCAGAGCGAGAUCUACGUGGUACCAGGAGAGACCGCACUGGCAUUUUAUAAAGCGAAAAAUCCUACUGACAAACCAGUAAUUGGAAUCUCUACCUACAACGUAAUACCCUUUGAAGCAGGACAGUAUUUCAAUAAAAUACAAUGUUUUUGCUUUGAAGAACAGCGCCUAAAUCCUCAAGAGGAAGUGGACAUGCCCGUCUUUUUCUACAUUGAUCCGGAAUUUGCAGAGGACCCUAAAAUGGCUAAAGUUGAUUUGAUCACCCUCUCUUACACCUUUUUUGAAGCAAAGGAAGGACAGAAGUUACCACUUCCUGGAUAUCAGUAAUGGGCAAUGUCUACACAACUUGACUUCUGCUCUCCAACCACCAGUUCUGAAACCAUUUUUUCAGCAGAAGGAAAAACUGUAGGAGGACUGUGCAAUAUGAAAUUAUAUUGUAAAACCACCGUGGGCACAUGCUGCUGUUAGGAAAGGAUGUAUUUCUAUUUUUUUAAAAAAAUCUUACGUAGUUGGAAUAUUAUUUCUUAGGGAUAGUAUUUCUUCAUCAGACAAUAGAAGGGAACACACUGUUGAGUGAGUUGAAAGAGAGAGGGUUUUCUCAAGCCAUCUUUUUAUAUGAUACAUGUUACCUGAAUACUGUGAGGCACAUUUUUAAACCCAAGUGUAAAUUGAGAUCUUUAUUUAAAUACAGAGGAGCAAAUCAGUUAAUGAAGCAGCUAAAAUUGCAUUGCUGGCUCUGAAGAGUAACUUCCAUGUAAGUUACUGUAUAAAAAGGUAAAACCAGGUAAUCAGUUCAUGGAAUCUCAGAACUAACCAAAGUUAGACUGUAUUGCUAUGUAACCCUCCCAUGGCAUGGGAGGAUACGAUGAUUCAGAAGAUGAUGCACCCUCUCAAGUUAUUACUGAAUCAGUAGUUCAUCUGGUAAGAGCAGACUGCUCUCAAACUGUUACCAUUUAAUGAGGAACAGUAAUUUAAAUGAAAGCAUGUCAAAUCUGGUACGGUUUCCAUUUAGAAAUACCAUCUUCACAUUUCAAUGUUUUGUUCAACUCACUUAAAAUAUCUGUACUGCUAAUGACUGCGUUCUCACUCCUCAUGGGGCUGCGCACCAGGCACCUCUACACAGAGACAAGCUUGGCUUAGGUAUGAAAUGCGUUGAGGGGAAAGGCAGUGCAUAAACAACUGCUCUGAACUGCAGGCUAAAUGAGUAGCACAGGAUUCUCCUCAAAAACCAAAAGGAACCCAAGCCCAUUCAGAGGUUAAGUCCAUCAAAGCCUGCCCAGAAGCGUGUCACUUGUUCAGAGGUCCUCCUAGGUGCUCUGUUUACCAUCAGAAGCCUGUAUUUACGUAACUUUUGGUCAUUAUCUGUAGGGUAGGCAUAAUGACACUUUAUCAUAGCUUUGCAAAUGAGGAGUGAGUUGCAGAGCAAGUUUAGGUGACCUACUCCUUUUCAGAUAGGGAUUAAUCUCAGGCCAGCAUCUCGUGCUAGGCCAGUUCUUUCUACCCCUUUCAACAGAUGAGAUCUAACAAAGUAAGACUGUUAUUGGUUUGUUUGGACUCUAAAAAGGUAAUGGGUAUGUCAGAAAUAACUUCCAGUUUAGUCUCAAUUAUGUUUGCAUAUCAUAAUUUAAAAAGUGCUUUUUUGAAAAUAAAUGCAUGUUACCUUAAAAUGCAUUGUUGUACCAAUUACAUUUGUUGUUUAAAUAGAUUCUGGAUGACA